AUGAGAUUAAGUGAGCUGAAAUCAUUCCCCAGAGCCCUCCCUGUGGUUUCAGAUGUGGACGAAUGUGCCGACCAGAGCCAUGGAUGCGGUCAGCUCUGCAUCAACACAGCCGGGAGCUACCGCUGCGCCUGCCAGGACGGCUUCAGCCUCGCUGCCGACGACAAGACGUGCCAGCCCCUGGUGCCAGCCCCCGAGCCAGAAACCUUCAGCCAAGCAGGUCCCCCCAGUGAAAUGAAGGAAGAAAUGAAAGACCUGAGGAGCAGAGUGGAAGCGCUGGAGCAGAAACUCCAGCUGGUGCUGGCCCCCUUCCACAACCUCAUGCCAUCCGCGCCGGAGGACGUCGGCGCAGACCCCAUCAGCCGGCUGUCCCACUCCCUCCAGCAGCUGGACAGAAUCGACUCCCUCAGCGAGCAGAUCUCCUUCCUCGAGGAGCGGCUGGAGACGUGUUCCUGCAGGAAUGAACUCUAGCCGAGUGCAUCCACAGCUCUUAUCUCACCCUCCAGCCCCAGGCUGGGGAUGAAGCUGCAGCACCGACAGGAAGGCAGAGGGUAGCAGGAGAAGGCUGGUUUCCCAUCAGCACCUCCAUCAUUUUCUCUUCCAAGUCACCUUAUCAACGGUCAUACAGUUACUUCCAAACUGGACUCUGAGCCCUCAGCAUCUCACCCCCUUCCUUGCUGGAGAGGCAGAAAAUAAAAUACCUUACCUCACGCCGUUAGUGCCUGGCUGUGCCAGGGAGACCGGCUGUACGCGAAGCCGCGUGGUGCCCAGCUUUGCCUGGUUUUUACUGAGCGUUACCCUGGGACAUCAUCCCCCCAGGACCUGGGGGCACGGGGCGGUCAUGCUGCCUGCCCAGGGGAGCACAGACCUGGCCUGGGCAGGGCAGCUGCUGCCCCCACCAAAAACCUGGGGACAAAUCCCGUAUUUUGGAGAACCGCAGCGGUAACAAGGCUUCCCCAUGGGCCUGAAGGCGCAGAGGGUCUGGUUUGACUUGAGUUAGCAAACCCUUCCCUGCGACGUGCCCACCAUCGGCACAGAACAGGCAGGGACAAACCUCUGCCCCUGGGUUGUGCCAAGGAGGGAGGGACAGUCCCCUGUGCGAGGGCGGUGCUUACGGGCAUGGCCACCAGCUGCUGCGUUAGCCGGCCCCUGCCAGACACGGCAGCCACACGCUCCUACCUCCCCCCAGCACCGUUCUGCUCAGGCCCAAGGACCAGUAGAGCUGAGCAGAGGGAGCCAACCUGGUACAACGCUUCCCUACUUGCCUCCAGCGGAGAGCUGAAGGGGUUGUACCAAAAUAAAACCUCCUGCUGCAUCAGGACUGGCCCGGAGGGUGCUUGCGGCGAGGCCCUGCUUUAACACAGGCACCACCUUCCUCCUCCCCUGCCAGAGGCCCCUGCG
Molecule: messenger RNA, 1398 nt
Organism: Athene cunicularia (burrowing owl)
Lineage: Eukaryota; Metazoa; Chordata; Aves; Strigiformes; Strigidae
Gene: EGFL7
Product: EGF like domain multiple 7
Exons: 5
Coding region: 1-468 (155 amino acids)
Molecular function (GO): calcium ion binding
Source: RefSeq, a predicted model, not a curated record